Fusarium tjaetaba is the source of this 4059-nucleotide messenger RNA. RefSeq lists its product as uncharacterized. Bases 1 to 4059 code for a protein of 1352 amino acids. The transcript has 4 exons. The record is from RefSeq and is a predicted model, not a curated record. Lineage: Eukaryota; Fungi; Ascomycota; Sordariomycetes; Hypocreales; Nectriaceae.
AUGGCGGCGAAGGAUGUCCCCAAAUGGGGCUUUGGGCAAGAGCCCAUGCAAAUCAAACCCGUUGCACCAGACUUCAUCCCGCAUUUCGCGACCACUGGCGACACUCGGGUCGACGCCAGCAAGACCUUCCUCAACUUUGGAAACUUUGCGUUCAAGAAGCCACUGACCCGACCGCCCGCGUGGGAACGGGUUCCUACACAGUCGCUUGCUGCUCCCAGCUCGAACCGACAGAUCAUGCGCCGAGUCACAGUUUCCAACAGUCUCCAGCUCGACACACCCUUCGUCAUCUUCCCAAACGUAUCCGCCAUUCCCGUCCCUACUCGUGAAGAGCUCGGUUUCGACCUUACUCUUCCUCGCAAAGUCCAACGACUAGAAUCCUACGAACCUGUGGAUAGAGAACUAGUGUUUGAGGAUUUCUUGAUGUUCUCGCAUGCACAGCACAUGCACAAUCUCAUGAGAGCUAAGGUUCAUAUUGCCAACGGCCUUCUCGAAACUUACUCUGGCCAUACACGCGAAGACGUGAAGGCUAUCGAACAAGGAGCCCGACAAAUCGUUCCGGUCAAGCGAGCUGCUAGCAUCAUCAGCACCGACGUUGUCGAUACAGACGGCUCUCCUAUUACCCUGGCGCCCGCCAGAGGUAACCGAUUCCUAACCUACGACGAUGUGCUUCGCAAGAUCCAAGAUGCCAACGAGUCCGGAAAACAGUCCGUCAAUCUCAGGGACGCGUCCAUCACAGAGGUCACUACCGCACUGCAAAACAGUCGUCGGGAUCCUCGAAAGCGCCUCGCUGCUGUCGGCGAGCCCGAACUCUCCACUAUCUUGGACGAGGAAGAGCCAGAGAGCCCCAUCGCUGUUCAGGAGCCUGUUGAGGAGUCUGUUCUCUUCGCUGGGACCCCUUCUCCCUCGAAGCGACUUACUCGUCUCAUCACCAGCGACACCAUCAAGAAGAGUGUCCGCCGACUUUCGAAGCUUGCCAAACGCAUCCAGGGUUCUCCUUCCAAGUCAUCCCCUUCGAAAUCGUCACCUCCUAAAUCUUCUCCUUCCAAGUCGAAGCAUGCUUCCUCACCUCUCGCCCAGCGUUCCAGCCCUGUCUAUGGAUCUGCUGCUGGCAAGGACAAUAUGUCCACUGAAUCCGUCGCUGACUCUCCCGCCCGCCCUGGCCGAACUUUCCGAGUGCCAUCUGAGUGCGAUUCAUCUUCUUUCGAAGAUACUGGUCUCCCAGAGACCCCCAACAAAUCCUCGUCGCCUGUCAUGAACUACUCGCGACCCAUCGCUCCCACUCCCUCCCAGUGGAACCGAGUUGAGCCCUCAACUCCUGCUACUCCUGCUGCCCAGAGCGCUCCCCUCCCCGUUACCCCCCACCAGACCGACAGUCCCAUCGGUCUCGCUGCCCUUCUUCCUGCCAUCCUCCCUCCCGCUACUCCCAAGCCACACGGUUGCACACUUGAAGUCCUUGAGCCUAGUGAGACUUUCGACUUCGGGAAAACAACUUCCUUCGGUAGCUCCAACUCGUGGAUGUUUUCUUCUCCUCAGCCCACCGAGCCCAUCCGUAUCAAGGCCGGUAACCAGGCGCGUCGUCGUCGCAGCGAACCUCUGCUCCGCAAGUUCCUCGACACCCGAGCCCGUCGUCUCUCGUCAUCUCCCCAAAAGGUCCAAUUCCAACAGGAAGCGAUCUUCAGCGAUGACAUUUCUAUUGCCUCGCUGUUCGACAUCACUUAUGAGUCACCUGCGAAGGCCGCUGCCAUCGAUGCAGCUGACGAGACUACUGUUCUCGAUUCUAUUACUUCUCCCUCCAAAGAGCCUGCAGCUCCAAGCGCGGCCGAGCACACUAUCCCUCUUGACACUAUUAUGGAGGAGAGUGUUGCGACUGAAGCUGAUCCCACCGAGGCAGCCAACGAGACUUCUGUUCUCGAAUCUACUAUUUCUCCUUCCGAUGAGCCUGCAGCUGGUAGCGCGGCCGAACACACUCUUUCUCUUGACACACCUAUGGAGGAGAGUGUUGCUUCUAUUACUUCUUCCUCCAACGAGCCUGCAGCUGAAAGCGCGGCCGAGCAUAACCUGCCUCUUGACACAAUUAUGGAGGAGAGUGUUGCCACCGAGGCUGAUCCCAUUGAGGCAGCCAAGCCUACCGAAGGCGAGUCCAACUUGGGCUAUGCCAGUGUUCUCACUGAGAACCUCUGGAUGCGAGACCUGAAUUCUUCACCCACCUUAGCUCCCACCAACCGCCAGGACGAGCAGCACAGUUCCGUGCAGCCACCCACUACCGUUACCGAGACACCUGUCACCAAAGCUCCCACUUCUUCUGAAAGUGUUGUGAACAUUGAUGUCCGAGAGAACCCUGACAUUUUCGGGACCCAGAUUUCUUCACCCCCUGCCCCUACUCCCAUCCAGAACCUUUCUCGCAUGGCCGAUGACGCCUGCAAUGGCCACGCUAAGGUCGUGGUCACUGAGGAAAACGGUAGACUCUUUGUCCGAUUUAAGCUGUCGGCCAGAUAUGCCCACAUGUUCCCCGCAAGCCAAGGGUUCAACGAUUCUCUCUCGUUCUCUCCAUCCGUCGACAUUUCUACACCAAGGCCCCGACCCGUCAACCCCACUACACAGACUCCUGAUCUCAGCAGUUUCGGUGACGUUACCAGCCCAUCUCCCAGCGUAAUGCAGACCCCCGAGCCUCAAUCUACUGAAUCGCUCCUCAAGACACCUGAUAUCAACGGUGUCGGUGUUAUCGACCGCUCCUCCCCCGGUGAAUUUGAUACACCUGAACUUUCUCAGCACGACAACACUCUUGUCUUCGGCGAACCUACAACAGUCGACCGACCUUGUUCUAUUCGACGUGCUACCCGCCGUCAGAGCGAGAUGACUCCCUUAAAGCGUGCUACAAGAAACGCAAUGGGCAUCUCCCAGGGGCCCGCCACACCCAAAUUCUCUACUCCAGCAGCCGAUAAUGGCGACCACACCUUGGUCAUGGAAGAAACGCCCGCUAAGCGGGACGAUGAAACACCUGCUCAGCAGGUCGAGACUCCAGCAGCUCCCCCUAUCCAGGAGGUAGAAGCCGCUCCUGCUGCCAACAAUGGUGGCCAAGACUUGGACAGCCCAGGUCGAGAUUACUUACGCGCGUUCAUCAGCCAGAAUCGCCGAACUACCGCUUCCGCUACUGCUACUGCUACCACCAAAGAAUCCUCAACUACCGCUGCCACAGACACCACCGCUCUCACACUCGCAGCAGAAAUCAUCCCUGCCGUCACUACGACAGAAGCUGGAUCCCCAAUCGCACCAGCAGCCAAGCGCCAGCCUCUCGGAGCUCGAAGCCCUAACAGGGGUAGUCCCGUGAAGGCCAAGCGAAAGGCGGAUUGUGAUGCGGAUGAGGAUUCUCCCGCAAAGAAGUCCAAGAUGGACAAUGCGGCGAGUGAGGCCAGAGGGUCGAUCCGCCAGGUCACUCGGAAGACCAAGGCUAAGCGCCAGAGGGCAGAGCUGGCCAUUGACAUGACGGAUCUUCCCUCUGCCUCCCCCUCCACCGACACUCCCAACGGCAAGCAGGUUGACGAGCUUGCGCCCAACACAUCCACCCGCCGAUCGUCUCGGCUCCGAAGCCAGGAGAACCCGAGCAGCGCUCCCAAGUCGUCGCUGCCUACUCCCAUCAAGCUCGGCCGGGCCGGUGCGGGCCGCAGCCUCCCAAAGAAGGCUCGCAGCGAGGAAGACGAGUUGGCUCGCAAGACGCGGGCCAACACCAAGCGGAACAUGGGUAAGGCCGAGUUCCCUGCCGAGGUCCUCGUUAGAAUUGCGGACGAGGCAGAGAAGAACUCUGACCAGGGUGAGGGUGAGGAGUCGGAGAGGCCAGCAACUGGUCGACGCGUGGGGUGGAACCAGCCCCUGGAGAAGGUGCAAGGAGAGGAGCCCAAGAAGGGGCGGGCCAAGGGCAAGGCCACACAAGGACAGACGGGCAUCUCUAAGCCCAAGGCGAAGCGGGCCACCAAGGUGGCAUCGGAUCUGGGCAUGGUGGCCAACGGCACACCCGCCAAACCUCAGCGCGUGACGCGCUCCAGCGCACGCUCUGGGGUUUGA